CCCUCUUCCUCCUCCCUCGUUGGGGUUUCCUUCUUCGCUUCUUCGGUUCUCCUCCUCCUCCUCCGCCUCCUCCUCCGGUGUCGAAGAGGCAAUCCAAAGCGGCGGAUAUCGAGAAAAGAGUGUUUGAUUCAGAGGAGAAGUUCGUUGGUAAGAGAUCUCCAUCCACAUGGGUGACGGGUCUUCGAGUCAGCUGAUCACGGCUGAGAUUUCGGCGUCCGAGGGCCGGAGCGAGGACCCCUUAUUGAUAGAUUCUGGAUCAAAUAGAUGGACAGAUGAGAAACACACAUUAUUUCUUAACUCCAUUGAAGCAUCUUUUGUCAAUGAGUUAUACGACGAGCAGUAUCAUUCAAAGGCUUUCGUUGGUUGGUUAUCAAGGAUAAAAAAACGCAAGGAACCAUCUGGACCCUAUGAAAAUGAUCUGAAAUCUGGUCAGUUUAAGGAAUCAUCUGGACCAUAUGAAAAUGAUCUGAAAUCCGGUCAGUUUAAGGUAUUGCGUAAGGGAUGUUGGGAGAAUCUCAUAUUUGAGAGGGAUAAUAGCCAUACCGACAUUGAGAAUGGUUCUUUCACUUUAUCUGCAAACCCUUGGUUUCAACAUUUUCGAUCACCUUUCAUUAUGAAGCAAAGAGAUCUUAACUCUUCUAACGGAAUUGGCGAUAUUAAGUUCAUUAGACCUUCAGCAAAGAUAGCAAGUGAGAGGCUUGAUGAAGAAGCAAUAAGCUCAAAGCACAUUUGUCAUCAAGACUCUAUUGGGAGCAGUACAGAAAUGUCAGAUCAGAACUUUAUUGCUGAUGAACUUAUAGUCGGGAAAAAGUCAAGUAGAAUAUGCAGGAAAAGAAGACCGGGAACUGCACUGGUUCGUGGACCAAUCAAUGAUCAAGUUAUUCCUUGUAGAAAAGCACUUCUUACGACAAGCUCUGACGAGAACCAAGCUUGUCGACGUCCAACAAAUUCAGGAUCUGGUGCCAAAAAUAUCUGAAGCAAUUACAGGCAUUGUGACUACUGAAAAACUGAGGCUUCACCGUGUAAAAAUCAGGAGAUCAACAGUUGAAUUUUGGCAAUGUCAACCGAAGCUCGAGAUGCAUCGUGGUACACAAGGUUAAGCGUGUUUCCUGGUUUUUGAGAUCAUUUCUCGAGGAGAGAUGAUGCGAAAUCAAAAGGUUACUGACAAUUUUCAAGAACGUAAUAUUGGUUCUGAUUUCUGACACUUGAUGUCAGCACAGAGUGAAUGGCAGGUACAUAGCUUGAAAGGAGUGGCAACUGAAGUUUGUAUGUGAACCAAGUUCCUGUUUCUAUCUUUUGUAUGUUGAUUUGGUUGGUGAAAAAUCUUCAGCUUUAACUUGUUGCA
Messenger RNA from Musa acuminata subsp. malaccensis (wild Malaysian banana), 1345 nucleotides. RefSeq names its product cold-regulated protein 27. Lineage: Eukaryota; Viridiplantae; Streptophyta; Magnoliopsida; Zingiberales; Musaceae. Gene Ontology annotation, biological process: response to cold; regulation of circadian rhythm. The record is from RefSeq and is a predicted model, not a curated record.